Cylicostephanus goldi is the source of this 330-nucleotide messenger RNA. Lineage: Eukaryota; Metazoa; Nematoda; Chromadorea; Rhabditida; Strongylidae. The record is from the annotation of a GenBank genome assembly.
GUGAUUGAGGAGGAGAAACUUCAAGAAAAUUGCGCAGUUGUAGGCGAUUACCUGUUGAAGCAGCUUGCGUCGAUCAAAAGCCCAUUGAUAGGAGACGUCCGCGGGAAGGGACUCAUGACUGCUGUUGAAUUUGUUGAUGAGGAUGGGAAGCCGCUACCAGCAAACCGCAUGGCUGAUUUGUUUGAAAAAGUAAAGGAUAAUGGUGUACUAGUCGGAAAAGGAGGUCUGUAUGGUAACUGUUUCCGUAUCAAGCCACCGAUGUGCAUCACGAAGAAGGAUGCGGACAAAUGUGUCUCAGCACUCGCAGACGCUCUCAAACACAUAGCAUAA